Messenger RNA from Racocetra persica, 1782 nucleotides. The record is from the annotation of a GenBank genome assembly. NCBI's taxonomy places the organism in Eukaryota, Fungi, Glomeromycota, Glomeromycetes, Diversisporales, Gigasporaceae.
AUGGCAUCAUCAAACACAGAUCCAUAUUCCGAUCCAAACAUUCCUUACGCAAAUUUUCCUGAAAACCCCCGUUUUCACGAUGACCUUCAAAAACUAAAACAAGCAACUAUACUUAAACAGCUAAACAUUUAUUUGAACAUUUUGUCGGGGUUUGCCGUAAUAGCAUAUACGUUGCAUACAUCCGGAGAUAACGUAUGUACUUUUAUCGGAUGGUCAAUGUCUUUUCUUCCGACAUUAUAUCUUUUCUUGACGGUGAUGAUAGCAUUUAAUCUACAGAUCGUAUUUCUUCAUCGUAAGAAAGUUUCAUCUUUUUCUGAUCGAUGGUAUAUACCUGUUGCCUUCUUUACCUCUUUUGCUAUAAAUAUUCCACCUUUGAUUUAUCAUCGAUUUGGAUUUGAUACAGACGGAAGAACAUGUCUUUAUGUUAAUCCUACUAGUGAUGAAACACAAAUAUGGAAAUGGGCUACUUUUAUCAUUCCAGUAUCUUUGUCUAUGAUAUAUUGCACAUUAGUUCUUGCAAUUGUCAUAAUGAAAUUAAUUUUUGAACAUCGAAAACUGGCUGACGUAGUUCAUACACAAAAAAGUAAUGCAACUUUAACCGAAAAAAACAAACGACAAAAGUUACUCUUGUUGAAAUUAGUUAGUCGUAUUUCUUUGUAUGCUGCAAUUCCUCUUUUGAAUGUUAGUGGAAUUGUCGUUGAAUAUACUUGGUUAUUUUUUCAUAAAAAAACUAAAAUACCACCACCCCUUAUUUAUUGGGCAGUUAUCGGAUCAUGCCUUCCCGGUCUAUUUAAUUGUCUUGCUUUUCUUUUCGAUCCUGCUAUUCAUAAUGCUUUACGAAAAGUUAAAAAAAAUCUCAUUGAUAAUUACGGUUAUGAGAAACCUGGACCUUCUUUACACAGUCCUCCUGCAUCACCAUCUUUCCCACCAACACCAACAAGUCCAUUUUUUAUGCCUCCAUCUUCACCAACAUUUUUAAAUAGGCCUAAUAAUCCAACAUCACCUCGUUCACCUGGUAUGCGUAUUUUAAUACCACCUUAUUCACCACAAAGAUCCGGUUUUUCGCCACUUGGAUCCGCUGCCCUCUCGCCACUUAAAUCACAAUUUUCACAAUUUGGCUCGAAUGCUACUCAAAACAAAAUGAAUCAAAAAAAAAAUCGUCCAAUUUUAAGAUGGUUCGUUAGAACAUUUUUAGACAAGCAAAAACUUCCCGUCAUACCAAAUGGUCUUUCGAUAAGUUCAGGAUCAGAUCGUGGACAUGCAUAUAGUUCUGCUACUGUUAAUUUUGGAACCUUAUCUGGUCAAAGUUACGGUCGUGAUUAUCGUAAUGGCGAAACACGUAGAUACAUGUAUGAUAUAUAUAAUAAUGCAAGUGAUAAACGAAGAAGCAAAUUCAUGAAGAGAAUAUCACGUGUCCUAGCUACACCUACCGAAGAACGUGACUUGGACUUUUCAAUAACAACGUCCACGGAAACAAUAGUUACAAGUAGUGAUUUGACAAAAUCAUUUGACUCUGAGACAAAAACGGUAGUUAAUCCUUCUAAAAAACCACCACGUCUUAACGACUCACCUCGAUUAGUCUAUGAACACAGUUAUGAUGGUAGUGGAUCAUUUUUGUUUCCUCCUGUGAUGGGGAAUACUACCAUCAAUAUUCAUGUGCAUCAAUAUCCUUCAAAUACUUUUAUUGAAGCUGGGCCGUCACGAUACGUCCAUCGCAGAUCUGAUUCUAAUGAUUCAACAAUAUCGAGAGAUUCAAUCGAUAAUGAAUUAUCAGCAUAUUAA